GGGACCGAGUGACGCUCACGGAAGCGCUCCGCGGACCUCGCGAGGCGCGGGGCGGCGGCAGCCACGGCCCCGGGACGGCGGGAGCGCAGGGCCCGGCGUGGCCGCCCAUGAGUCGGGGAACCAUGCCUCAGCCCGCAGCGUGGCCCGGAGCGAGCUGCGCCGAGACGCCGGCGCGCGAGGCCGGGGCCGCGGCGCGGGAGGGCGGGAAGGUGACGACCGGCGCGCAGCCCCGGGCCGCGAUGCGGUGCCCGGCCGAGCACGAGGAGGACAUGUACCGUGCUGCAGAUGAAAUAGAAAAGGAGAAAGAAUUGCUAAUACAUGAAAGAGGGAUAUCAGAACCCAGGCUAAGUGUGGCUCCUGAAAUGGAUAUUAUGGACUACUGCAAAAAAGAAUGGAGGGGGAAUACUCAGAAAGCCACAUGUAUGAAAAAGGGCUAUGAGGAAGUUUCUCAGAAAUUCACAUCUAUAAGGCGAGUACGUGGUGAUAAUUACUGUGCGCUGAGGGCCACACUGUUCCAGGCCAUGAGCCAGCUGGCAGAGCUGCCCCUCUGGCUGCAGGACCCGGAGCUCAUGCUGUUACCAGAGAAGCUGAUGAACAAGCACAGCUGGAUCAAGCAGUGGAGACUCGGACUGAAGUUUGAUGGGAAGAAUGAGGACCUGGCUGAGAGAAUCAAGCAGUCUCUUGCCCUGCUGAGGAAGAAGUGGGCGAGCCUGGCCGACAUGAAGACUGCUGAAGCCAGGCAGCUAGCGUGUGAUGAACUGUUCACGAAUGAAGAAGAGGAGUACAGCCUCUAUGAAGCUGUCAAAUUCCUAAUGUUAAACAGAGCCAUCGAACUCUACGAUGAUAAAGAGAAGGGAAAGGAAGUCCCUUUUUUUUCUGUGCUCCUGUUUGCUCGAGACACAUCAAAUGACCCUGGACAACUGCUAAGGAACCACCUAAACCAGGUGGGACACACUGGUGGCCUUGAACAGGUUGAAAUGUUUCUUCUUGCCUAUGCUGUUCGCCACACCAUCCAGGUGUACCGGCUGUCCAAGUAUAACACCGAGGAGUUCAUCACAGUCUAUCCUACUGACCCCCCCAAGGACUGGCCAAGGGUGACCCUCAUAGCUGAGGACGAUCGGCACUAUAACAUCCCUGUCAGAGUGUGUGAGGAGACAAGUCUAUGAGAGACACGCAGGUGGACAGCCAUGUGAUACAGCACAGGUGCACGCACGGCUCCUCCUCUGAGGGCCUCAGGUCUGCAGCUCUCCCAAGAACUAUCUGGGAGAACUCUUGGGCCCCUGGAGCCAAGUUGAACUGUGAUGUUCUGAAGACUAGCUGUUGGAAUGAGAACUAGCCAAGUCUUCACUCAUUGUUCUGUCUGUUCCACGAUGUGGUUCACUGGGGGCUUCAGCACGUGCCUUUGGAAAUACAAACUGUGUCUCCAUAAGGCAGAUGCUUUUGUGUCAGAGGAAACUGUUUGGAAAGGAGUAUGUCCAAUGAAAGUUCUGACGGUAAACUGGCUGUACUUUUUAAGACAGUAGUUUUGUUUUUGAUUUUUAUUCUUUUUUAGGGGGUGGUGUGAUGGGUCUCAUUAGUGGUCUUCCUGUGAGAUAUGCUUAAGUGGUAAUAUCCUGGAAUGGAUAGUUACAGUAUCUUUUGACAGCUUUGCCUGCUUUUGGAGGGAUGGGCAGUGAAUUUAUAUGCCAGUUAAUAUUUUUUUAAGUAGAUAGACUCUUAGAAGAUUAAGAAUUGGGUCCCAGAAUAGAUUUUUUGAAGCCUGGAAGAAAUACAGGAAAGAAUGGGGGGAAGUCUAGACAUUGGUUUCUGAGGCUUGGUGCCCUGGCAUUGAGAGAUCCUGUUGGUAUAUGUGCUAUAGUGUUGAGGUUGUGGAUUAUUAUAAGUUCCAAUGAUUAUGAUUCUGCAUUUAUAUCCACCUGUUUAUAGAGGUGGAUAUCAAAACUGUCACUUAAGUUGAUGUGGGGCUGAGCUGGCUGCUGGUCCUACUUUGCCCCUUUCAUGAAGAUCUCACAAACUACCAAACCCAUGUAACUCAUCCUGUGACAAGAUGAGAGAGAGCCAACUAUCUGGGAUGUCAGAUGGGCAAGUCAAAGCAGAAGCAUGUGGUAAGCAAUGCAGAAGUACAUUGGAGCUGCUUGGGCAGCUAGGAGGCAGCAGCCAUGUUGGCUAUGAUAGGUCUGUGUGUGGGCCACAAGCUGUGGUCCUGACUGGGGAAGGGUGAUUGGGAGAGGUGCUCAGCAUGGGUUUCUUCGAGGCCUUUGUUUCCCUCGAGGGCUAUAGCGCUUGGUCUCUGUUCUUGGGGACUAGACACACCCCUCUUUAGGGUUCCCUCUGGAGCACCCAAAUUGGCUCAACAUUUGUUGGUGGUGUUAUCAGGGUGUGUUGAACUUAUUUUAUGAUAGUUAAGACCCUUAAUUUGAUCCAGUUUCAUAUAGAUAAUAAACAACUUGUUUUGGGAGGCAGGACAACCCUUUAGAAUAUAAAUUAUCAUUUCAUUAAAAAUUAAAUCUUAAAAAAAUACUGUCUUAGGUAAGAAAACUCAGGAUAUACAAACCAAUCAGACUAUUGAUGUAGUAUUUCUUCCAUUGCCUCAUGAGUAAAAUCACCACAUUUUGUUAACUGUUUAUUGAUUAGAAUGCUAGCAUCAAAUGCCAUUCUGAAUGUAUGUGACUGUGUUGGGAAGACUCUGUGUUUUGACUGUGAAAUGUGGUGGUACCCUUGGGUGAGGAGGCACCUAGCAGCCAAGUUAAAAUAAUAAUGGCUUACUGUUGACUUUGACACUUUAUUUUAUUGUUUGUAAUUAAAUAGUAGGAAAUGCCUGCCAUUUAUGUUUGAAUAGUUUUGAAAGCAGAACUUGAAAUGUUUAGAUAAUUCCCAGUGUGAGUGAUCUGUGCCCUUUGGGUACCUUUAAGCUGUCCAUUGGGCUGACAUCACUAUAGAAUUUUAGUAAUGCUCUUGGUAACAGUCAUGCUUAUCUACAUUUUAAAGACAAUUCGAAUCUAAUAAGUGAGCUUGAACUGGACUUCUUGGAACAUCUUUAUAUGUAGUAGUUCUUUCUUAUUCUUGUGUGUGACAUUGUUAGAUACAGUUUCCCUGUAUUAUGUCCCAUAAAGUUAAUAUUGCGUUUUCAGAAUAUUUUCAAAUUUUCUCACUCACCUGCACUGGUUGUGGAUGUGCAACACCUGCUGGUUGACACAUGCAUGUGUCAUGAUGGAAGCAUUAGUACCUCUAACUUAGAGUUUGAUCUGAGAUAGUUGCAUUUCCUCCUAUAUGUGUAAGGAAAUACUCUACCUGCACAGAGAAGAAGCCAUUCUGUUUUCCUGUCUAGCCGCUGACACUUUGAUUAUACUACAGAAUAUUCAGGAAAUGUCUGAUGAGCUUUUUCUUGAAGGAAAACAGCAUUGUAUGUCGUUUUGUGUGUUUUUUUCCUUCCAGUUUUAGGACUUACUAAGUAAAAUCUCAUACCAUAUGGAUUGGAAGAACAUCUUUGUUUUUUCAUUUUGUUUUGUUAAUUUAGUUGAUUGAUUUUGACUUUUUGAGACAUAGUCAUCCCCCAGCUUUCACCUCUUGAGAGCUGUAAUUGUAGGUUUUGCCACCAUACUAGGCACAUUUGUGAGUUUUUAUGUGUUGAAGCUUUUUCCUUUUGAUUUCCAAAGUGGCUCUGUGUUACUCUUCCUGUCCCUUCUGCUCACCCACGUGUGCUCUUCACCUAAGAACCAAUAGUCUCGUUUUUGUGAAGGUCUUAUAGGUGUUUUUGAGGUGAUGUAGCACCAGUGAUGAACCUCAAAUGGUGAAUACUUGUGCAGGGCUGACAUACACUUUCCGCUCUGUCUUCUUUUGAUGUAAAAGUUUAGUUUUAUCAGUUUCCUAUCUUGUUUUCUUAAGCAUUACUUUGCAGGUAUUCCCUGUUGAAGGCUGGAACAUAUUUUUAGGAGCAUAAAUCUUGCUUGUAGGUGUACAUAAAAGUAGAUAGCUUUGCUGUAAGAUCUGUUGUUUCUUUAAAAUAAAAAAACAAAAAAAACAAAAAACAAAAAACAAAAAACAAUUACCACAGUAGAAAUAGAAAGCCUCUACUGUGUACUUUUCAUCUGAAAGAAACACCAGAUCCCCAGUUUGGCAAAGGCGGAGCACAAUGUCAAUUUACAGUUUUAGAAUGUCUAGAGAACUGUGAGAGGUAAGCUGAAGGAUGAACUGGCUUUAGAAUGCACUUUAAAAUGAUGUAUGUCUUAAUUUCUUUUCCUGUUGCUGUAAUAAAAAGCUGUGACAAGCAACUUAGGAGGAAAAGAUUUUAUUUUAGCUCACUGUUCAAGGAUCCAUCAUGGCAGAGAAGUCAGGUGGCAGGACCUUGAAAUAGCUAGUCACAUGACAUCUACAGCAGAAACACAAAGCAGUGAAUGCAUGCUGCUGCCUACUCCUUUCUCCGUUUAUACAGUCCAGGUUCCUAGCCAGGACAAGGUGCCACCACAGUGAAUGGAUUCUCUUACCUCAGUGAAAGCAGUCAAGGCCAUCUGCAGGCAAGCCCAAGAGGUCCAUCUCCCAUGGGAGUCUAGAUUCUGUUAGGUUGUCAGUUAACACUAGCUGCCACACUAUAUAAAAACAAAAGCAGCAGAUGCCCAACAGACUGUGCUUAAAUUAUAAGAGAGUAAAACUGAAUGCAUAUGAAGUUAAUGAAUAAUGACGAUAUAUUCUCUCAACUCCUGCCCCUCAAAUUUAAGUCCUUUCUUUCACAGUGUAAUAAAUAACACUUAACUAUUUUAGGAAACCUUGUAUUUCAUAUCUCAGAGAGAUGGGGGUCUGGCACUUAGCCAAGCAUCAGUUGAAUGGAUAUGAGUGAAGACAUUCAUGAGCCAUGAAAUCUUCAGAGCCAAUGGUUUAGGAUCUAGUUCUAUGCCCUCUGCUGGGUUUUCACAAGUCAAAAACACCUAAGUCAGUACAAGAAAAGGAUAUUGAGCUCAAAAUAUCCAAUCUUGGUCAUUAUUUUCCUAGUAACCAUGGGUGCUUGAGCCUUAAUUUGGAACCUCAAAAUAAAUCUUGUGAUUAUCUUUCAUUUAUCUCCUGGGAAUUGCCUUGAUCUGCAACAAAAUCAAUGGUGCUAAAAAUAUGGUAGUCCUUAUGAGAACACAGCAGCCACUGUAAUGCUGUGACUUCAGAGUAGCCAAGAUGAACUUAUAUAAGGAACUCCCUUUCAUUUCCAUUUGUCUAUGAAAGGGCUCUGGCUUUGUUACCUGAAUUUCAGCAGCUUGAGGAGGUUGGUAGACUAGUCUUAGAUUCUACCUGUGGGGAGGGUGUUUUUCUUCCCUGGGAAUCAUCAUGACAGGAGAUUCCUCUUAUGAACUUUGCUGUGCUCUUGUCUACUUGAUAGCGAAGUCUGCUCUUUGCACAUUGGCAUGGCAUUGCUGGUCAGAUGUUCACUGUCCUGAAAACCAUGCUCCCUAAGCUGUGGGCAGUUUGGGCUCUUGCUCUCUUACUUCUUACUUGUGAACUUAUCUCAGAUGCUGGGCACAUGGGGGUGAAAGUUUCCUGUCAUUUGCCUCUUGUCUUCACUGUUCAAGCUGAGCCUACUCUGGGUCUUUGCUUUUGAUCCCUUUAAUACACACAGAUGCCAAAGAUUGUGAAAACAACUAAAAAUAAACUUAGAAAACUCCAAAGCC
Messenger RNA from Onychomys torridus (southern grasshopper mouse), 5651 nucleotides. It is a transcript of the gene Otulin, whose product is annotated as OTU deubiquitinase with linear linkage specificity. Lineage: Eukaryota; Metazoa; Chordata; Mammalia; Rodentia; Cricetidae. Gene Ontology annotation, molecular function: cysteine-type deubiquitinase activity. Bases 108 to 1166 code for a protein of 352 amino acids. Gene Ontology annotation, biological process: protein linear deubiquitination. The transcript is spliced from 7 exons. The record is from RefSeq and is a predicted model, not a curated record.